Ornithodoros turicata is the source of this 2358-nucleotide messenger RNA. RefSeq names its product reticulon-4-interacting protein 1 homolog, mitochondrial-like. Gene Ontology annotation, cellular component: mitochondrion. Bases 84 to 1259 code for a protein of 391 amino acids. NCBI's taxonomy places the organism in Eukaryota, Metazoa, Arthropoda, Arachnida, Ixodida, Argasidae. The record is from RefSeq and is a predicted model, not a curated record. Gene Ontology annotation, molecular function: oxidoreductase activity. The transcript has 9 exons.
AUCCACAUCCACCUUGAAUCCAUGUGCGCGGACGUUCGAGAAGUAAAUAUUGCUCAAGGAGGAUGAUGCGGUGAUUUUACCUGAUGACUUUGAGUGCGGCAGUCAUGCUUUCGAGAUUGUUUCUAUCUGUCAGGCGUGAAGCAUUUCAGAAGAGAAAUAUUCACCGUGCUCUGCCAGCAACAAUGAAAGCUUGGCGCACGCACAAAUUUGGAGAUCUCCAGGAACUCGUACUGGAGGAAACUACACUGCCUCAGCUGAGAUCACCAAACGAUGUUCUCGUCAAGGUUUACGCGACAAGCGUCAAUCCGCUGGACGUCGCAAUGAUGGAUGGCUAUGGUCGUAAGGUAAUCGACGUACUCAGAAGCAUCCAACACUUUCCUUAUACGUCACCGAGAUUUCCUCUUAUCUUGGGCCGAGAUUUUUCGGGACAAGUCGUUUCUGUUGGACAAGGAGUCAAGCAUUUCAGAAUUGGUGACGAGGUCUGGGGAGCAACAAUGGCAGGACACCAAGGUUCACACGCGGAGUACCUUGCUGUAUCUUCAAACAUUAUCUCACACAAACCAAAGACGUUACCUCACUUGGAGAGUGCAUCAUUCCCCUACGUUGCCCUGACAGCUUGGGCGGCCAUCAAGACUGUGGGAAACUUGAGCCGAAGCAAUGCCAACAAAAAGCGGUGCCUCGUGAUUGGUGGAUCGGGUGGUGUCGGAACAUUCGCCAUACAGCUUCUGAAGAGCUGGAAUGCAAAUGUGACUGCAACCUGCCGGUCGGAUGCCGUGGAUUUGCUGUCCAGGCUAGGAGCAGAUUCCCUGAUGGAUUAUACGGCACCGGACUUCCUGCAGCAGUUAAAAGCGAGCCAAAGGUUUGACUUUAUCCUCGACUGUGUGGGAGGUGAAUACCACAACUUAGCUCCAAAACUUCUUCAUAAAGGCAAACUGGCUCCUUGUGUGACUGUCGUGUCUCCUGUGCUGAAAAACACUGACGAGCAUGGCUUGAUCCAGGGCUUUGCACUCUCCGCGUGUCAUGCUGCCCAAACUACCAUCAAGGAGCUGGUCGAAGGCCGCAGUGUGCGCUGGGCGUUCUUCUACCCGAAUGCUGCGGCGCUCAAAGAAAUUGCCGCAAAAAUUGACUCUGGAAAGAUCAGCCCGGUUGUCAAUGAAACAUUCUGCUUUGAGGACACGCGAACAGCAUAUCACAGCGUCAAGGAUGGCCACCUUCGAGGAAAGAAUGUCAUCGCUGUAGGACAAGAAAAACAACAAUAGUCACGCACAAAGAAAAAUUUUAUUUUGUAGAGGUGCUAUAGUUGUUCUUCCAAGCCUUUCUGUAUCCUCUUCAACUCUCUGAAGAAGACUCGAUUUCCAUCUGAAGAAUUCCUUGAUCCACUCUUACACUGGGAGCAGCUUUGUCCUGGAUGUUGUACCUGUGACAUUGAGAUACGCACUUCUUAAGUAGUGCCGCAAAUGAUUUAAAAGAACUCGUAGCAAAGACUGCUUCUGCCACAUGCCGGGCAUCAUGUACAAGGGCCAUGUUACGAGAUCAUUCGAAACACUGAUUGUGUACAUGUAACUGAUGGCGAUAUGUCGCAAUCGCCAAGAAAUCGUCCUCUGGCACUGGUGGGACCAAGCCUCCUUUCAGGAAGCCGUUAGCAUCUUCCUUUUGCAGGAAGGACUGGACAUCCAAGGGUAUUGCUUAAGAGGCCCAACCAGAGUGGCGUGAGCAAAAAAGUGAGAAAAACAAAGGACUAAGCACAUGUGCUGGUUCUUUGACAGUCAAAGCAAAAAUGAAAGGUAUCGUUACACGAGUUGUGCUCAGCCUUAUCUUAUGUGUUAUACAAAAUCAGUAGCUGUAAAAUGGUAAGAUCUGCCAGUAUUGAAUAGGAUAUAAGAAAUAUGUGCUUGAGUGCUUAUGACAUGAGUCUAGUGGAGUGGAAUUUUAGCAUGGAUGACACCACCACAUGUAAUCAUCAAACUGGUCCUAUUUACUCGAGCAACUGAAAACGUGAGGUUUUUUCACCCCAGCCCUGCUUGCAUGAACGCCAGUCCUCUGUGCUGUACUCUGUAGCUUUGCCAGUUGCUGCCGGAUAGGCUGCUCAACAUUCAUGCAAGUGGGAAAUUACUAAUGUAACGAUACUCGUCAGACCCAGGACAUUGAUGGACCAAUUCUCAGUGCCGUUUUCCCCCCGUUUGCCAGUAUUUUAAUUUGUAUCCUUUUUUUGCGUAGUAACUUUUGAAGUGUGUCUAACUAAGCACCAACGAGACCCACGUAAUACGUAUUCACAAGCCCGUAUUCUUGAGCCAGAUUGUAUUCAUCACUAAAAUCUGUAAGAACGAUGCAAGAAGAUUGGGACUAAAAAAUCAACGA